Messenger RNA from Beta vulgaris subsp. vulgaris (sugar beet), 1894 nucleotides. RefSeq names its product 26S proteasome non-ATPase regulatory subunit 12 homolog A. The record is from RefSeq and is a predicted model, not a curated record. NCBI's taxonomy places the organism in Eukaryota, Viridiplantae, Streptophyta, Magnoliopsida, Caryophyllales, Amaranthaceae. Gene Ontology annotation, cellular component: nuclear proteasome complex; proteasome regulatory particle, lid subcomplex; cytoplasm. The coding region runs from base 176 to 1501 and encodes 441 amino acids. The transcript has 11 exons.
UUUAUUUGUAUCCCAGUUCUGACUUCUUCACUAAGUCAGAUCUUAAUUUCACAUCUCACACCUCUCAUCCUCUCUCUCUCUCCUCAGUACUAGGGUUUCAAAUUUCUCUCCUUCCCCCUCUCCCGCCGGCCAUCUUCGUCACUGUCAAAGAUCACGUACACGACAUUCGACUGCCAUGGAGAAUCAAGGCAACUUGGAAGCACAAAUAGAAGCAUUAUUGAAUGUAGAAAAGCAAAUGAGGCUUGCUGGAGAUGUUGUUGGAACUAAAAAGGCUGCGUGUGACAUUCUCAAUAUAUGCUUCGAAGCUCGUGCCUGGAAGACCUUGAAUGACCAAAUUGUUCUUCUGUCAAAGCGCCGAGGUCAACUCAAACAGGCUGUGACAGCGAUGGUGCAGCAAGCCAUGCAGUACAUUGAUCAAACACCCGAUCUUGAUACUCGUAUAGAGCUCAUCAAAACAUUAAAUAGUGUAUCUGCUGGGAAGAUAUAUGUAGAAAUAGAAAGGGCACGAUUGAUCAAGAGACUUGCUAAGAUUAAGGAAGAACAACAGCUUAUUGAUGAAGCUGCUGAAUUGAUGCAAGAGAUAGCGGUUGAAACCUUUGGUGCUAUGGCAAAAACUGAGAAAAUAGCAUUUAUUCUUGAGCAAGUUCGUCUUUGUCUUGACCGUAAAGACUAUGUUCGUGCUCAAAUCCUCUCUAGAAAAAUCAGUCCCAGGGUUUUUGAUAUCGAGUCAAAAGAAAAGAAGAAAGCUAAGGAAGGUGAUGCUAUAGUAGAAGAGGCUCCUGCUGAUAUACCAACGUUGCCAGAGUUAAAGCGUAUCUAUUAUGAAUUAAUGAUUCGAUACUACAAGCACAACGAUGACUACCUUGAAAUGUGUCGAUGCUAUAAGGCUAUCUAUGAGAUACCAUCUGUUAAAGAAGACCCUGGGCAGUGGACACCGAUUUUGAGGAAAAUUUGCUGGUACUUGGCACUUGCCCCACAUGAUCCGAUGCAGUCAAGCCUUCUGAACUCUACUUUGGAGGAUAAGAACCUUUCCGAGAUCCCUAAGUUCAAAUCACUUUUGAAACAGCUGGUGACAAUGGAGGUUAUUCUGUGGACAGUUCUUUGGAAUGAAUUCGAGGGUGAGUUCAAUAAUGAGAAGAAUCUGCUUGGAGGCUCUUUAGGCGAGAAAGCUGCUGAAGAUCUUAGGCAAAGGGUCAUUGAACAUAACAUACUUGUCAUAUCAAAAUACUACUCGAGGAUCACCUUGAAGAGACUUGCAGAUCUAUUAUGCCUUAGUAUUCAGGAAGCGGAAAAGCAUCUAUCUGAUAUGGUUGUCUCCAAGGCUCUGGUGGCAAAGGUCGACAGGCCAAUGGGCAUCGUUUGUUUUCAGGUAGUAAAGGACAGCAAUGAGAUUCUCAAUUCUUGGUCAAUGAACCUUGAGAAACUGCUUGAGCUUGUUGAGAAGAGCUGCCAUCAAAUACACAAGGAGACGAUGGUUCACAAAGCUGCCCUUAAAGUUUAAGAGAUCUUUGUAUGUUGCUCCGCUAGCCUAACCAAGAGCCUGUCAAGGUGAAUGGAAUGCUGAUAUUCAAGCCCAUGUCAUUCUGGCUUUCAGUUGUGAAGAAUCGCCUAUUUGUGUCUAAAAAGUGUUUUUGCCUUCUCUUAGUAAUAUAGGUGUUUUGCAUACUUAAAAAGAGUACAUGCCUAGCAUGGUGUUAGCUCUGGAACUCGAGAAUCCUGGUACUGCUAGGUUACUAUGUAGCUGGGUUAAAUAUUCUGUGCUCCAACUUAUCUGAUAAAUCAUUAUCUAGGAACCUUCAGAUUAAGGAGAAAAAAAUUACAUGGAAAGUUGAGCAGGUGACUGUUUGAUAUUCCUAAUUUUACCUUUUAGUAGUGAAGCUUUUGCUCAACUUUA